Ascoidea rubescens DSM 1968 is the source of this 2149-nucleotide messenger RNA. It is a transcript of the gene ENP2, whose product is annotated as ribosome biosynthesis protein ENP2. The record is from RefSeq and is a predicted model, not a curated record. Bases 56 to 2149 code for a protein of 697 amino acids. The transcript has 2 exons. NCBI's taxonomy places the organism in Eukaryota, Fungi, Ascomycota, Saccharomycetes, Ascoideales, Ascoideaceae. Gene Ontology annotation, molecular function: protein binding. Gene Ontology annotation, cellular component: nucleolus; small-subunit processome; 90S preribosome. Gene Ontology annotation, biological process: maturation of SSU-rRNA from tricistronic rRNA transcript (SSU-rRNA, 5.8S rRNA, LSU-rRNA).
AAUUUCCAAUUUAUACUUCGUUUAUAAAGUGUUGUUAAUUUUUUGUAUAUUAUAAAUGGUGCUCAAAUCAACAUCGGCUAAUAACGUUUCGGUUUAUCAAGUUAGUGGAUCAAAUGUAUCAAGAUCAUUACCUGACUGGAUUGCUAAAAAGCGUAAAAGAUCACUUAAAAAUGAUAUUGAGUAUCAAAAUCGAAUAGAAUUAAUCCAAGAUUUUGAAUUCAGCGAGGCCUCAAACAAAAUCAAGAUUACUUCCGAUGGUCAAUUUGCAAUGGUGACAGGAACAUAUAAACCCCAAAUUCAUGUUUAUGAUUUCCAAAAUUUAUCAUUGAAAUUUGAAAGACAUACUGAUUGUGAAAAUAUCAAUUUUAUAUUAUUGUCAAACGAUUGGACCAAAUCUGUUCACUUACAAAAUGACAGGUCAAUCCAAUUUCAUAACAAAGGUGGUAUACAUUAUACAACAAGGAUACCCAAGUUUGGAAGAGAUUUAUGUUAUAAUGAAAUUAAUUGCGAUUUGUAUCUUGCAGCGAGUGGAAACGAAUUGUACAGAUUGAAUUUGGACCAAGGAAGGUUUUUGCAGCCAUUUCAGUUGGAGACAGAUAAAGGAGCAAACUGUAUUGAUAGAAAUGAGUUGCAUGGGUUAAUCUCAGUUGGGUUAGAGAAUAACAGUGUUGAGUUUUGGGAUCCGAGAUCUAGAAAAAAGGCAUCGACGUUGUAUUUACCAGAGGAAAAUAUUGAGGUGACAGCAUUGAAAUUUCGAAACGAUGGGUUUAAUUUUUCAGUUGGAACGUCUAGUGGGAUUAGUUAUUUAUAUGAUUUAAGAAGUGCAAUACCAUAUAAUACAAAGGAUCAUGGGUAUGGAUUUGCAAUCAAGAAGUUUAUAUGGUUGAACAAAACCAAGAAUAAUGAGGAUAACGAGAAUAAUAUUGUUGUUACGGAUAAGAGAAUUGCCAAAAUAUGGAAUAAAGAUAGUGGGAAAUUGAUUGCAUCAAUGGAACCAAGUACAGAUAUUAACGACAUAGAGUAUGUUAAGGAUUCCGGAAUGUUUUUCAUGGCCAAUGAAGGAAUAGCGAUGCAUACGUACUAUAUACCAAAUUUGGGGCCAGCACCUAAAUGGUGUUCGUUUUUGGAUAAUGUUACAGAGGAGUUGGAAGAAAAACCUACCGACACAGUUUACUCUAAUUAUAAGUUUAUUACAAGAAAAGAAGUGAAAGAUUUGAAUUUGACACAUUUAAUUGGGUCAAAAGUAUUGCGGUCGUAUAUGCAUGGAUUUUUUAUUAACAGUGAGUUAUUCGAUAAGGUGAAUUUGAUCAGCCAAAACUCUAGACAAAGCAUUCAGGAUGUUAAACGUAAGGAGGUUGAUAAAAGAAUUGAUAAGGAAAGAGAAUCUAGAAUCAAGAGCAGUCUUAGCAAUGAUAUUAACAGUAGACACAAGAACAUUAAGGUCAAUAAGGAAUUGGUUAGCAAGUUGAAUGAUAAGAAACACGGGAAGAGAGUUAUUGAAGAUAUUGUUGCAGAUAAUAGAUUUAAGGAUAUGUUUGAAGAUCCUGAGUAUCAAAUCGAUGAGGAAUCGUUUGAGUAUAAGCAAUUGAAUCCAACAAAGUCGACAAAAGACAGAAGCGAGGUUCAAGACAGACCAAGAGGAUUGACAGCAGCAGAGGAAUCGGACGAAGAGAGAAUGAACUCUAGAUAUGACGGAGAGUCAUCUGAUGAAGAAGAAAAGGAGGAUGAAAAAGAGGAGUUGGAGGAAUUGAGAGCAAAAGAAGAAGUAAAAUUCCGGAAACAGAUGGACAAACUAAGACGCAAAAAAGAGGCCCAAGAGAAGAGCGAGAGAUUCAUCAAAUCGUUGACAUCGUCAGCAUCGACCAACAAGACACUAAGCAGCUUCAUCACUGAAGAGAGCGAGCCAGUGUCGUUGGGAGAAAAAUUGAGAAACCACGAACGAAUGGAACAGGAUAAGAGAAGUGCUAACAACAACAUCAAGUACCAUCGCCUGGCCAAAGGAGAAGUGGAAAUGACAUUUAUCCCUCAAAGAAGCAAAAAGGGCAAUGGCAGAAUCAAAAAAGCAGUGGACGAGAAAGCUGGUGGAAGAAGCAAGCAACGAUACGAGGGCAGACGAAGUGCUGGUCGAAAUCAGUUUCGUGGAAUGUAG